AUGAUAUCACUUUACGUUGAAAAUGGCUCUGCCUAUGUAUGGAAUUCUGAAGAUUGGUACGAGCUACGAGCCAACCACCGAAUAUGCGGUUCAUUGAUUGGAUCUUUACCAUCAUUUCCGAGGCAAAAUGAUUUUUUAGGUUUACCUAUGGCUUUGACAUCAGAAGAAGCUGCAUUAUUAGUAAACCAAGGGAUUUGUCAGUUAUUUGAAGUGCCAAAUCUAACAAUGAAACCAUCAGAAGAAGAAAAGCAGUUGAUAAAGGAAUUGGAACAGAAUGUUUUAAUGGAACAAAUGGAUGCUCUGAAGAAAAAGAAAAUAGAGCAAUUGUCGCAGAAGAUUGAUAUUAUAAUUGCUGGGAAAAGACAAAAGUUGCUGUCAAAAGGCAUAACAGAUGUUAAAUUAGAUAAGCAAGCAUUAUUGCAAGAGGAAAUCAAUAAAUUACCAAAGUUAGCUCCUGCUCAUGUAUUAACUCAUUUGCCAACUGAACAUUACAUGGACACAGAAAAGAAAAAAGUUGCUAUUGAUGUUUUGAGACCCAGUGUAAUAGAAGGAAAAGGGGCUAUCAAGUUUAAAAUAUUCAAGGAUUUGUGGGAAAAGAAAUUCCAUAUUACAAGUGGAUCAAAAUUUGGUUGUGACUUCUUAGUUUAUCCAGGAGACCCAGUGAAGUUUCAUGCAACUUAUAUGGUGCAAUGUGUUUAUAAUCAAGAGGCCACCAUGAGACCUGCAGAAUUAGUAGCAUUUGGAAGACUGUCUGUUACUGUGAACAAAUUGGCUGUUUUUGCUUUUUACAAUUCUCACGAAAAAGUUGAAUAUCAAACACUUCAAUGGCAUGAUAAUGUUACAUAA
This is a messenger RNA of Spodoptera littoralis (African cotton leafworm), 846 nucleotides long. The record is from the annotation of a GenBank genome assembly. NCBI's taxonomy places the organism in Eukaryota, Metazoa, Arthropoda, Insecta, Lepidoptera, Noctuidae.